Messenger RNA from Rhinichthys klamathensis goyatoka, 1100 nucleotides. It is a transcript of the gene vamp1a, whose product is annotated as vesicle associated membrane protein 1a. The record is from RefSeq and is a predicted model, not a curated record. Gene Ontology annotation, biological process: vesicle fusion; vesicle-mediated transport; SNARE complex assembly. The coding region runs from base 339 to 689 and encodes 116 amino acids. Gene Ontology annotation, molecular function: syntaxin binding; SNAP receptor activity. Gene Ontology annotation, cellular component: plasma membrane; SNARE complex. Lineage: Eukaryota; Metazoa; Chordata; Actinopteri; Cypriniformes; Leuciscidae. The transcript is spliced from 6 exons.
CCCUUCUCUCUCACUCAGGCAUACAUACACUUUCAUGCGGACACGAGAGGACUAUUAUUUUUUUUCGUCCUGGUCGUUUUAAUCUGUUCUAGAGAAGCGUUUAUCAUGCUUAUGUCUCUUGGUUUACUGCUAUUUCUAACAGCCUAACAAAAGUUAAAUCCUGUCAUAUUAAUCAAGUCAUCACUUGACUGCGUAUGAUUUUUCUAUAGCCUACGUGCUCUCUGGAGGAUAUAUAGUCGCACCCAGUGUGAAAAACUGAAGGAAGCUCUUCAUACAGAAGAUUGGAUUUGUGUUUCGAGGCUUUGGUCGCCUGAGGCUCUUUCGCACCUGCCAACAAAAUGUCUGCCCCGGAUGCUGCUGCAAACGCUGGAGCCCCAGAGGGUGAGGGGGGCGCACCUGCCGGACCUCCCAAUCUCUCCAGCAACCGUCGUCUCCAACAGACACAGGCCCAAGUGGAUGAGGUGGUUGACAUCAUGCGUGUGAAUGUGGACAAGGUUCUGGAAAGAGAUCAGAAGCUCUCAGAAUUGGACGACCGGGCGGAUGCGCUGCAGGCCGGAGCAUCACAGUUUGAGAGCAGCGCCGCUAAACUGAAAAACAAGUACUGGUGGAAGAAUGCUAAGAUGAUGAUCAUGAUGGGAAUUAUUGGGGUCAUCUUGGUGGGCAUCCUUUUCAUGUACUUCUAUUACUGAGCCUCUCGUGGGACACACAAGGACAGGAGACUAUGGCUUUGUGUGAACUCCACCACCCCCCACCCCCCCUUUCUCCCCACCAAUGCCUUUCAUUGAAUCCACCGUGUGUAAGAGUGUGUGUGUGUGUGCAGUCAUUGACGCAGUGCCUCUCCCUCCCUUUGUCUGUCACUGCAUUUCUUUGUACCUCUCUUGAGUGCUUUGCAACAGUGCCCGAGCUUACUCAAAAACUCCGUCAGUUAGGACGAUCUACAUACGGUUUUUGGAUUGGAGAAUGUGUUGGUUCUUUUCAAGGUAAAAACAAUGGGUGAUGCAAUAAUAUAGGUUUCUAGCGUUGUCCAAAUGAACCCAUGAAUAACUAAAGAGGGAGAACGAAACACAAAGAUCAAUUUGAGUUUAGGAACAAGUCAUGCA